This is a messenger RNA of Camelina sativa (false flax), 1394 nucleotides long. Its product is annotated as protein ECERIFERUM 16. Lineage: Eukaryota; Viridiplantae; Streptophyta; Magnoliopsida; Brassicales; Brassicaceae. The record is from RefSeq and is a predicted model, not a curated record.
UUCUUCUUUUCUUCUUCGUCGCGCAGCGCCGUGGUCUUUACUCUCUUUCUCAAAUUCCUCAAAAUCAAAGCUACUUCGAUCUUCCUUAGUUCGUUUCUACGGUUGCUCAAUUCCUCUGCAAUGGAUUCAAAAUCACUGGCUAAAUCCAAAAGAGCUCAUACUCAACACCAUAACAAGAAAUCGCAUUCGGUUCAUAAGCCGAAAGGUCCUGUAGUUUCAGAGAAGAAUCCUGAGAAGCUUCAAGGAAACCAAACCAAGACUCCGGUUCAAUCUCGACGAGUCUCUGCACUCCCUUCGAAUUGGGAUCGGUAUGAUGAUGGUGAUGAUGAUGAACUCGAUGCAGCUGCGGAUUCGUCGAUAAGCCAAACUACGACGGAUGUUACACUACCAAAAAGCAAAGGAGCUGACUAUUUGCAUUUGUUAUCUGAAGCUCAAGCUGAGUCUCCAUCUAAGAUUGAUGUUAGUUCAGAUUGUUUAUCAUCGUUAGACGAUCUUUUACACGAUGAAUUUAGUCGCGUUGUUGGAUCUAUGAUCUCGGCUAGAGGGGAAGGUAUACUUUCAUGGAUGGAAGAUGAUAACUUUGUUGUGGAAGAAGACGGAUCAGCUUCAUAUCAGGAGCCUGGAUUCCUCUCCUUGAAUUUGUAUGCUCUGGCUGAAACACUUGAGAAAGUGGACUUGCACGAGAGACUCUACAUUGAACCUGAUCUUUUGCCGCUGCCCGAGCUGUGUACAUCCCAAUCAAAAGUGAGCUGUGAUGAAGAAGACACAGAAGCUGUGUUAACGAGGCUAAAUAAGCCGGCUCAACAAGAAUCCAGUGGAAAGGUGAAGGUCGCCGCACAAGGAGUAUCAUCAGUCUUGGAAGCCGAGUCUCAGGAUCAAGUUAAGGACAUACCAAUACUCGCAGACGAGUCAGUGAAAUCUUCAGCUAUUGAAGAUGAUCUAGAUUUUCUCCUCAACUCCGUCAGUGAAACACAUGCUCAGCCUAGCCCGGUGGCCAAUGCCUCAAGUACAUCCAAUCAGAAUCCUAGUGUCCAAAAAUCUUCAGCUUUUGAAACAGAGCUAGAUUCUCUUCUCAACUUUCAUAGUAGCGCAGAACCAUACAACAAUCCGGCUAACUCAUCUGAUCAAAAGCUUCACACAUCGGGGUUUGAUGAUGUGCUUGAUGAUUUGCUCGAAAGUACUUCAUCAUCGAUCAAACCACAGCAGAACCAGACCUCUUCUUCGCCCUCAGUUGGAAAAUCCAAAGUUUUAGAUGACUUUGAUUCUUGGUUGGACACGAUUUGAUAUAUUUGUUAACUUGCACCUUUUUGUAUAAAAUAGGUGAAUGAGAAUAUUACUUUGUCAUCUAUAAAAAUGAAUCAAAUCUCAAACGAAUGUAGAAUUGUUGAUGAACA